GUCCUUCCUCCCUGCCAUGCCGCUGCUAUCCAAUCAGAAUCCACUUCCAUGCCCGCUGCUGCCGAGCCGGGUGGAUUGUGAAGAGCUCCGGGCUCCUUUCCGAGGGUCAUGGCAUCGCCGCAUGCACAGCCUCCAGCCAAGAAAGGCAGGCGGAUGCAGAAAUACCGGCAGGAGUGGGAGAAAGGGUUUCCGUGGCUGCACAAAGUGCAGGAUAACGCUCUAAAAGCGCGCUGCAGUGCUUGCAAUAGGGACUUCUCCAUCUCUCACGGUGGGGUGUGCGAUGUGAGGCAGCACGCGGCGGGAGGAGGGCACAUGCGCAGCAUUCGAAUGCAGAACCAAAAGCGAGCUGUGUUUUUAGAAACCGAUGGCUCGACUGAAGCCGAUAAGGCUCUGCACUCUUCAGCCAGUUCUUUGGAUAUAAAAGUAGAAAAAACAGAUGAAGCGAUAGUGGAAGAUGGGGCUGGAAAUUCAGCAAAGACGUUUCAGUUCAGUAGUGAGCCCACCUUGGAAGACAUCCGAAGCCUCCAGUCUGCCUUUGCUGCCGAGAGGGGCUGGGGAAAGUACCACCAGCCUCGGAAUCUGCUUCUUGCCCUCGUUGGGGAGGUGGGGGAAGUGGCUGAGCUCUUCCAGUGGAGGCCUGAAACCCCUGAAGGCCUACCGGGAUGGAUGGAAUCAGAGCGUGAAGCCCUCUCCGAUGAGCUCAGUGACGUCCUCAUUUACCUGGUGGCCCUGGCUGACAAGUGCCAUGUGGACCUUCCUUCUGCCGCCCUCCGUAAAAUAGAGAAGAAUCACCUCAAAUACCCGGCCGAGAAAGUCUACGGCUCGUCCAAGAAGUACACGGAGUAUCAGCAGUAGGACUUGCCCCUGCCUGUUCCGGAGCAGGACAGAAACUUAACUGUGGCCUUGAAAGGUUCUUUGGCUCUAGUUUCAAGUCAGGAGGGACAGAGUAUGCGGUUGUGAUGUUAGGCCUCAUCCAGAUUUUCAGUUCCAAGCAUGCCCCUAUCUCAUUUUAGCCAUUGGAUUGGAUAUCAUUGUCCUGAUAUCCAAUUAGUGCGUAAUGGGUUGGGAGGGGAAGCAUAAGCUGGUCUGCUGUUACUUCCUUGCUCCUCUUUACAAGUUGUCAUAUACUUCAGUUGCCUCUAGAAACUAACCGAGCAAGCAAAAGUCCGUCUUGCCCUUUCAGACAUGGCUUUGAAAAGGCAGCUGAACUUCUAGAUGCUGUGGCUUUGGGCUGGUCAAGUGUCAGGAGAAAGCUGGAUGUUACAGAGCAGAUUGCAUAUGGCAGCUUUACUGUGUAUAUUCCUGGGGAAAGCAGCCAGUUUUGGCAGGGGAGAAGGCUGCACAGUCCUUUUGGUUCCAGCCACCGGGGAAGAGGCAUCCUUUCUAUCCACGAGUGGAAAAGGAGCUGAAUGGUGACGGAUUUUGAGUGACAAAAGAGCAGGAAGGGAAAGGGUUAAGCAGCACAUCUGCCCCCCCACAAUCUAUUCCCCUGCUCAGGCUGGUUGCCUCCACUGUGUCCUUGUUCACACUCCCCCCCCCCCCCCUCAAUUGGUUGUUUUGGGUUUAGCAUUAGAAUGCAGACUCACAGUCCAUUACUCUAGCAUAAAGUUUUCUUUGCUUGAGAACUGUGUCCCGUCUGGUUGAUCGCCUGGUUGAGUUACCACUAGCUACUCAGUUCUUAAAAUUACCCAUAUCACCUCAGAGAACUGUCUGCCGUAAUAUUGCAGCCUCUCUGUUUGUAGAGGGUCUGCGGACAGCAUGGUGUGUAUUUCUAGAUAAACAGAUAGUUCUUGCAGGUGUUGGGGGGGCAGAGGAAAUGGAUUCGUAGAGACACAUCUGUUUGAGAAUAGAUAGGGUAGAGACACCCUGACGGACAGGUACCUUUGGGGACAAGUCUUCGGUGAGAAACAGAUGUCAGUAUGAAAAGUGGGUAAAUCAGUUGUGAACUUUAGAUGUCUCCAUGAACUUUACAUUGUGCAAAAAUAUAUUUUACUUUCUUUGAA
Messenger RNA from Heteronotia binoei (common prickly gecko), 2003 nucleotides. It is a transcript of the gene DCTPP1, whose product is annotated as dCTP pyrophosphatase 1. Gene Ontology annotation, biological process: nucleoside triphosphate catabolic process. Gene Ontology annotation, molecular function: nucleoside triphosphate diphosphatase activity. NCBI's taxonomy places the organism in Eukaryota, Metazoa, Chordata, Lepidosauria, Squamata, Gekkonidae. The record is from RefSeq and is a predicted model, not a curated record. The transcript has 4 exons. Bases 109 to 855 code for a protein of 248 amino acids.